Sorex araneus (European shrew) is the source of this 1137-nucleotide messenger RNA. It is a transcript of the gene GJA8, whose product is annotated as gap junction protein alpha 8. The record is from RefSeq and is a predicted model, not a curated record. Gene Ontology annotation, cellular component: connexin complex. Bases 1 to 1137 code for a protein of 378 amino acids. The transcript has a single exon. NCBI's taxonomy places the organism in Eukaryota, Metazoa, Chordata, Mammalia, Eulipotyphla, Soricidae. Gene Ontology annotation, biological process: cell communication.
AUGGGCGACUGGAGCUUCCUGGGGAACCUUCUAGAGGAGGUGAACGAGCACUCGACGGUGGUGGGCCGGGUGUGGCUCAGUGUGCUCUUCGUCUUCCGCAUCCUCAUCCUGGGCACAGCAGCUGAGCUGGUAUGGGGUGACGAGCAGGCCGACUUCGUGUGCAACACGCAGCAGCCGGGCUGCGAGAAUGUGUGCUACGAUGCCGCCUUCCCCAUCUCCCAUGUGCGCCUGUGGGUCCUGCAGAUCAUCUUCGUGUCGGCGCCGUCGCUGGUGCUAGUGGGUCACGCACUGCACCUGCUCCGCGCCCAGCAGAAGCGCGAGGGCCAGAGCAGCAGAGGAGCCCCGAGGCUGCGGCUGGAGGGGACCCUGCUGAGGACCUACGUCUGCCACGUCAUCUUCAAGACCCUCUUCGAGGUGGCCUUCAUGGUGGGCCACUACCUGCUCUAUGGCUUCCGCGUCCUGGCCCUCUAUCGCUGCAACCAGUGGCCCUGUCCCAACGUGGUGGACUGCUUUGUGUCCCGGCCCACGGAGAAAACCAUCUUCGUCCUCUUCAUGCUGUCAGUGGCUUCCGUGUCCCUCCUCCUCAAUGUCACAGAGCUGGGCCAUCUGGCCCUGAAGAGAGUCCGGGGAGCCUUCAAGAGGCCAGUGCCGCAGUCCCCAGGGACCGCUUCUGAGAAGUCUCUGCACUCCGUGGCCAUCUCCUCUGUCCAGAAAGCCAAGGGUUACCGGUUCCUGGAGGAGGAGAAAAUCGUGUCCCACUACUUUCCCCUGAGCGAGGUGGGGACAGCGGAGACCAGUCCACUUUCACCCGCACCUUGUACUCAGUUGGAGGCCAAGGUGGGCCCAGAUGCCCUUGGGGACCUGUCCCAGGCUUGCCAGGAGACACUGCCUUUGCAGGAGGACAGGGAAAAGCAGGCAGAGCCCCGGGGAGCCGGGAGAGCAGAGGAGGGGCCUGGGGAAGGGCCAGAGGUGGGGGAGGUGGAGAGCCCUGAGGCGGGGACGGAAAGUGAGGAUGAAGAGCUGCAGGCGAAGAAGCCACCACCUCCGCUGAGUUCCGAGUUGAGACAGGAGGUCCCCAGGGACCUGAGCAGGCCUAGCCCCACCAGCAGGGCCAGACCGGAUGACCUCACCGUGUAA